This is a messenger RNA of Morone saxatilis (striped sea-bass), 4564 nucleotides long. It is a transcript of the gene arid4b, whose product is annotated as AT-rich interaction domain 4B. The record is from RefSeq and is a predicted model, not a curated record. Gene Ontology annotation, molecular function: transcription cis-regulatory region binding. Lineage: Eukaryota; Metazoa; Chordata; Actinopteri; Moronidae. Gene Ontology annotation, biological process: regulation of transcription by RNA polymerase II. Gene Ontology annotation, cellular component: nucleus.
GGUGGACUAUUUUCCCACUGCUAGAAAAGGUGGUGGUUGAAAGGGAGAAAGCGAGAGAGAAAAGGAGAGAGGGGGGGAGACUUGUGUUAUUCUCAAUGCUGCGUGUGCGUGACUAGUAUUUUUUGCACUAUUUCCGUAACUCACCACAAACUGACCGGGCAGGAAUCGUUUACCGGGGGAGGUUUAAAUGACUGAAGCUGUGUGUUUAGCGGCAAAUUGUCUGGGGCGCGGAUGACAUUGUAUCCUCCGCGACCAAAAAGAGCCCCAGCGCAAACGAGGGCUGCGACCUUGGCUUCGCGUUACAACAACAAUAACGCAAAUAUAUAAAACGUUAAUAACGCCGUAGGUAUUUUAAACGAGUCUUGACCUUGUUUUCUUUGUCAGGAGCUAACCUCACUCCGCGACAAAUGCCACACCAGUCGACACGGAGAACAUUAUGCGAAGAAAAGAAAGUGACUUUUUUUAUUUAAACAGGGCCGCACAGCCGAGUCUCACUUUGUGUAACUUACAGCUGUUAUUGCGACACAGCUUUUUUUGUUUUGGGUUUUAUUUUAUCAUUUUAAUGUGACAUCUCUGCAGAAGGGUCUGCCCCACAAGCUGUGUUAUUAUCGGGCUGUUUUUUGUAUUUUAAUUUCGCUGUCGGGUGGACUCUCCGCAGAGAGAGACAGGCGCACCGAGACAAGGGAGAGAAGCGAAAACGAAAAUGAAAUAUCGGGGUAGUUUUUCCUCUAAAACACCAGAGAUUGGUGUCGGAGGGACACUGGCUCUGGCAGGUGAAUUGCGGCCACCGUUUCCCGCAUUUUCCAGUGUUUGUGAGCUGAAGUGUUCUCCUUUUUUUUAAUUUAUUUAUUUAUUUUUUUUAGCCGACUGUCAGCUACAGAAAUGGCGUCAUCCUCUGCUGUAGUGUUGGUAUAGUCAGUGCAGUGCAGACACACAGCCACGCUGCACCGUGCUGCUUUCACCGUAUCUAUCACCCUUUAAAAGACCAUUUAAACGUGCAUUUGUGCAGACAGGAGGAAGAGGAGGAGGAGGAGGAGGUCGCCUCUCCAGCACCAGACUAGUUACUUUGUGUUUGCUCGCCCUUCAUAGCCACAAGCCAAGUCUGGGCUGCUGACUGACUAAACACAGCACACUGGGCAUUACAUAAACGGCUAUAAGGGCUCUGCCAGUGAGAGUGAUCCGCCUGCCACGGUUUUACUCAUUUCCUUGGUGUAAAAAGCCCCGAGAUGCACACACACCGUUCAGCAUUAGGUGGGAUUCAUUUAAGCGAGUGCACCUUUUAGUUAAACUUUCUGCCCCCCACCCUCCUGAACCCGACAGUAUCAUGUGCAGAUGUGUUUUUUUCUUCCGCCCAGCAGUAAAAGCAGAAUAAGUGAUGUCAUCAUAACACCUCUCGUUGUGUCAGGGCGAAGUUGUCUCUGAUGCCUAACAGCGUCUCCGUCCUCUGUUUUCAGCCUCGGAUUCGUCGCACUGGUCGCCCAGAGGACUCGUAGAGAGAUGAAGACUCUGGAGGAGCCCCCCUACUUGACAGUGGGGACGGAUGUGAGCGCCAAGUACAGAGGGGCUUUCUGUGAGGCCAAGAUUAAGACUGCCAAGAGGCUAGUCAAGGCCAAGGUGGGUGCUGUUGUGGAGGUGAAGAAUCAGGACGGCGUCUACCAGGAGGCCACAAUCAAUAAGUUGACUGAUGCUAGUAUAUAUACUGUUGUGUUUGACGAUGGCGACGAGAAGACCCUGAGGCGUUCCUCUCUCUGCCUGAAAGGAGCGCGUCACUUUGCAGAGAGCGAGACACUCGACAGACUCCCUCUCACCAACCCCGAACACUUCGGCACACCUGUCAUCGGCAAGAAGGGCAACCGCGGCCGACGAUCAAAUCCGAUUCAAGAAGAAGAGUUGUCUUCAUCCUCCAGUGAAGAAGAGGAGAGCGAUCAGCGGCAGAAUGAGGAUCUGUUCGGCAAGGUGGUGUGUGUGGAGGGGGUCACCACCGGGGACAAAAAGAAGACCACGUGGUACCCUGCUCUGGUUAUCUCUCCAGACUGCCACGAAGACGUGACGAUGAAGAAGGACAACAUCUUCGUCCGAUCUUUCAAGGAUGGAAAAUUUUACACGGUGCUGCGGAAGGACGUCCGCGAGAUGAACAGCGAUUGUCCUCCAAAAGCCGACGCAGGGCUCAAACCAGCGCUGGACGCGGCCUUGGAGUUCCAGCAGCAGUACGUCGUGCCCAGCACCUGGAAGACAGAAGUGAAAGAAGAAAGCUCUAGCAGCGAGGAUGACGACGAGGAUGAAGAGGAAGAGCAGGAAGAAGAUGCCAGCGGCGAGGAGGAGGAGGAGGAAGUGGAGCCGUUCCCAGAGGAGCGCGAGAACUUUCUGCAGCAGCUGUACAAGUUCAUGGAGGACAGAGGAACUCCCAUCAACAAACGACCUGUUCUGGGCUACAGGAACCUGAACCUGUUCAAGCUCUACAGGCUGGUGCACAAACUGGGAGGCUUUGACAACAUUGAAAGCGGCUCCGUUUGGAAACAAGUCUAUCAGGAUCUGGGAAUCCCUGUGCUCAACUCAGCCGCUGGCUACAACGUCAAAUGUGCUUACCGCAAGUACUUGUAUGGAUUUGAGGAAUACUGCACCUCCACCGCCAUCACCUUCAGGAUGGACCUCCCUUUGAAACAGGCUCCCAAGGGGGAGGUGAAGUCUGAGGGGGAGGCUGGAGGAGCAGCUGCCACAUCCUCCACCUCUGAAGAGCAGAAAGUCCAAAUGGAUGCAGAACCUUGUAAUGCGCAGCCUGUAGUCUGCAAGGACGAGAAACCUGACUUGACCAGAAACAAAAUGGAGCCCGAACCAUCAAAAACGGAGGGGAAAGACAGCGGAAACGACGACGACGACGAAGACGACGGACCCCUGAAGGGAGACGCAGACGAGGGCUCGUCGACGGCUCGCCUCGGCUCGGAGGACGUGAAGCAGGAGUGCGACGAGGAGCAGGAGAGCAAGGACAACUCUGGGGAUGACAGCAGUCAGGAGGGGGAGGAAGGGGAGGAGUUUGAGUGUUACCCCCCGGGGAUGAAGGUGCAGGUGAGGUAUGGGCGAGGCCGCAAUCUGAAGACGUACGAGGCCACUGUGAAAGAGGCAGACGUGGAGGGGGGAGAGGUGCUCUACCUGGUGCACUACUGUGGCUGGAACGUCAGAUAUGAUGAAUGGAUCAAAGCAGACAAGAUCGUGCGCCCCGCCAAUAAGAACGUACCCAAAAUAAAGCACCGCAAAAAAAUAAAGAACAAAGCGGAGAGGGAGCGAGACAGGUUGGAGAGGCUCAAUGACAGAGAAGUCCUCGGCCCUUCGUCCAACACUAACCGCGUCCCACGCUCCAAGUGUGGCCUGGAUGUCUUUCCCAAGAUGGACGAGGGUGAGGACAAAGGGACUCAGCAGUCUCCAGUCAAGUCUAUAGAAAUUACUUCUAUCCUCAAUGGCCUGCAAGCCUCUGAGAUGUCCACAGACGAAAGUGAGCAUGAGGAUGAGGAGGGAGAGCAUAAUGAAGAGGAUCGACCGGGUUGCAGAGGCAGCCCCAGAAAGGCCCCGCCAGAGCCCCCGCAAACAUCCGAGCGCUGGGAGAGCGGGACCCCUCCUGAAGGAUCCAAACCUUCUCCAGUCUCAGGAAAAACCCAGGACUUAGUCAGCACAGAGAGCGCCGACGUCGGGAAGCGCAGAAGCCAACCGGAGUUAGAGGGAGAGGCGAGCACCCGGAAGAGGAAAUCUGAGGGCGCAGCAGAGAGGACCCCGAAAGGCCAAUCCAAAGCCAAGACCAGGAACACCAGGAGUGCGGACUGGUUGCCUGGAGGCUCUCCCAGGAAGCUGGAGGAGAGAGCGGCUGGUCCCGGGGAGGAGAGGGGGGCCUCGUCCAGCAGCAGUUCAGAUGACGAAGGUGCAGCACUGGCCGAGGCCCAGGCGGAGGAAAGUGAGCGAAGCCGCCCAAAAACCAAAGGUUCCCCUUCCAAGAAGUACAACGGGAUGAAGGAGAAGACCAAAGGGGGCAGACAAGCUGGGUUCUGGGAGAUUCCUGAAAAGAGGGCCAAAAUGUCUGGGAAUGCAGAGGAGAGGCCAGCUGUCCGCUCCAAAGGCCAAAAGGACGUGUGGUCCAGCAUCCAGGCCCAGUGGCCGAAGAAGACUCUCAAAGAGCUGUUCUCUGACUCGGACACAGAGGCCGCCAAUUCUCCUCCUCCACCUGUACCUUCGUGUCUGGAGGAGCCGAGUGCCGAACAGGAUGCUGGUCCCGAGGACGAGGCCUCAGAGGAGCCGAUGGAGAACGACAAACUACAGGAGUUUCCAAGCAGCGGCAGCAACUCCGUACUCAACACGCCACCGACAACGCCCGAGUCCCCCUCAGGAGGAGGCAGUGCUGUGGAGGACUCUGGUCAGCCGCAGCCUUCCUCCCCGCCGCCGUCCAUACCCCCUGCCUUGCCUUCAGAGCCGGUUUCUGACACUCUUCCCCCAGGACCCAUACAGGAGGAAGUGGCAGGCGGGCGCAGUGAGACGGACAGCAGCACGGUGGAAGUGGAGAGUCUGGGUGGGGAGCUGCAGG